AUGAGAAAGGCACCUCGCUGCAUAGGGUUGAUGGAAUGCUCUAGGUUGGAUUUGGAUUCGGAUUCGCGAUUGCUUAGGAGAAGAGUUUUGGGAUCGUUGCAAAAUAGUUGGAUAUCAUUUUUGAUGGAUUCGAAAGGAUUGGAUUACCAUAAGGGGGAACGAUAUCAAAAUGUUCCAAACGUCGUUCCUCGCAGCAGAGCUGGAGCACCAUCAAUUCCUGUUCGAGAAAUCACUGUCCCAAACCUUGGGAUAGUUACUAAUCUUGAUCGCAAGCAAAAUUUCUCUCUCUUUUUGCCAAGCCAUAGACAAAUGGCUGGAAGAUUGAUUGAAAUCUUUCUUGGUAUGAGAGAUUACGAAGACUUCCUAUCCGCAUCAGUUUAUUGCCACGAUCGAGUUAAUCCCCAAAUGUAUAUUUACUGUUUGACCGUUGCCAUUCUGCAUAGACCUGACACGCGAAAUUUGCCUAUACCUUCUUUGGCUGAAGUCUUCCCAGAUAAAUUCAUAACUAGCAGAAUCUUUGCUGAUGCACGGGAAGAAGCUAAUCUAGUUCCUGCUGGUUCAAGGAUCCCCAUCGAAAUACCAAGAGAUUACACCGCAUCUAAUUUGGACAACGAACACAAACUUGCAUAUUUCCGUGAAGAUCUAGGUAUCAAUCUCCACCAUUGGCAUUGGCACUUGGUCUACCCUGCCACUGGACCAAUGCAGGUGGUAAAUAAAGACAGGCGUGGGGAACUCUUGUUCUAUAUGCACUCCCAAAUCAUGUCGAGAUACAACUUUGAGCGACUCUGUAAUGAUUUGAAACGUGUGGAGCGUUGGAGUAACUGGCGUGAACCGAUUCGUGAGGGAUAUUUCCCAAAACUGGAUACAGUCUUAUCCAGUAGAGCCUGGGCAUCUCGUCCAGCUAACUCUGUUAUAUCUGAUGUCAAUCGUCCAGUUGACCAAGUUCAAUUUGAUAUACAAGAUCUCGAAAGGUGGAGAGAUCGCAUCUAUGAAGCUAUUCAAACACAAACAAUUCAAAACGAUAGAGGUCAACGGGUACGAUUGACCGAGAAAGAUGGCAUAGAUGUCCUCGGCAAUCUCAUGGAAGCUUCCAGCCUGUCCCCCAAUCUUAAUUUAUAUGGUGAUUUGCACAACUUCAUGCACUUGGUUAUAUCUUAUGUGCAUGAUCCAGAUCACAGAUAUUUGGAAUCCUUCUCUCCAAUCGGAGAUCCUGCAGUUACAAUGAGAGAUCCAGUUUUUUAUCGCUUACAUAGUUGGGUGGAAUAUGUUUUUCAAUUAUACAAACAGACGCUCCCCCCAUAUCCAGUAGAACAGUUGAAUUAUCCAGGGGUCGACGUAACGGAUGUGGAAGUAGUAGCAGAAAAUCAACCAAAGAAUACGUUGCACACGUUUUGGCAACAGAGUGAUGUUGAUAUGUCUCGUGGCUUAGAUUUCACCCCCAGAGGCGCGGUCCUUGCACGAUUUACCCACUUGCAAUACACUCCAUACACUUACAGAGUGCAGGUCCACAAUAAAACUAAUUCGAACAAAUUAGGCACUUGCAGAAUCUUUAUUGCUCCGAAACAUGAUGAUCGUGGUUUGCCAAUGCUAUUUGCAGAUCAGAAGACUCUUAUGGUCGAACUGGACAAAUUCACCGUAACUUUGAAACCUGGAAGAAAUACUCUUGAACGCAGUUCAGCCUUGUCUGCUGUAACAAUUCCAUUUGAGCAAACGUUCAGGAAUUUAGAUGUAAACAGGCCAACUACAAUUGAGGAACAAGAUGCCUUCAACUUUUGUGGCUGUGGCUGGCCACAACAUAUGCUACUUCCCAGAGGAAAAAUCAAUGGCUUUCCCUCCGAGCUUUUUGUUAUGAUAUCAAACUAUGAUGGCGACAAGAUUGAUCAAACUUUAGAAGGUCAGUGCAUGAAUGCAGCAAGUUAUUGUGGAAUACGAAAUAAAAAGUAUCCAGACGCUCGUGCUAUGGGAUAUCCAUUCGACCGUUACCCAAGGAAUUCUGUCAACAAUUUGUCUCAAUUUUUGACACCCAAUAUGAAAGUACGGGAUGUAACGAUUCUCCACACAAAUUCGAUCCUACGUCGGCCAACCCCAUCCACUGCGAGUCCAACGGCGACAAUGUCUUGA
Athalia rosae (coleseed sawfly) is the source of this 2121-nucleotide messenger RNA. RefSeq names its product phenoloxidase 1-like. NCBI's taxonomy places the organism in Eukaryota, Metazoa, Arthropoda, Insecta, Hymenoptera, Athaliidae. The transcript is spliced from 7 exons. The record is from RefSeq and is a predicted model, not a curated record. Bases 1 to 2121 code for a protein of 706 amino acids.